Pogonomyrmex barbatus (red harvester ant) is the source of this 553-nucleotide messenger RNA. Its product is annotated as small ribosomal subunit protein eS19. Gene Ontology annotation, biological process: translation; ribosomal small subunit assembly. The record is from RefSeq and is a predicted model, not a curated record. NCBI's taxonomy places the organism in Eukaryota, Metazoa, Arthropoda, Insecta, Hymenoptera, Formicidae. Gene Ontology annotation, molecular function: structural constituent of ribosome; RNA binding. Gene Ontology annotation, cellular component: ribosome; cytosolic small ribosomal subunit.
CCAUUCUCCUGCCACUUCGGAUUUGCUCUUUCCGGCUUGCUCUCUCGCAAAGAUGCCAUCUGUAACGUUAAAGGACGUCGAUCAGCAAAAAUUCGUGAAGGCCUUUGCAGCCUUUCUUAAAAAAACUGGCAAGAUGCGUGUGCCAGAAUGGGUAGAUAUUGUGAAGACAGCAAAAUUCAAAGAACUGGCUCCUUAUGAUCCUGAUUGGUAUUAUAUCAGAUGUGCUGCUCUGGUGCGUCACAUCUAUAUUCGUAGUCCAAUUGGAGUUGGUGCUGUCACCAAGAUCUUUGGUGGACGUAAACGUAAUGGCACUCAUCCUAGCCACUUCUGCCGAUCGGCAGGUGGUGUUGCACGAAAGGCACUCCAAAGCUUGGAACAGCUGAAGCUAAUCGAAAAGGCACCUGUCGGUGGACGCAAAUUGACCAGCCAAGGACGCAGAGAUUUGGAUCGAAUUGCCGCGCAAGUUAAAGCUAAAAGCAAAAAACAGCUUAAACUUCAAGAAGUUGUAAUGUAAUUUUAUGUUUCUAUAAUAAAAUACAUUUAAAUACUUAAA